Messenger RNA from Bubalus bubalis (water buffalo), 1360 nucleotides. RefSeq names its product mitotic-spindle organizing protein 1. The record is from RefSeq and is a predicted model, not a curated record. Gene Ontology annotation, biological process: mitotic spindle assembly; microtubule nucleation by interphase microtubule organizing center; gamma-tubulin complex localization. The transcript has a single exon. Gene Ontology annotation, cellular component: centrosome; gamma-tubulin ring complex; interphase microtubule organizing center. Bases 28 to 270 code for a protein of 80 amino acids. NCBI's taxonomy places the organism in Eukaryota, Metazoa, Chordata, Mammalia, Artiodactyla, Bovidae.
UUAAAAAUAUAUCCCUCGGCCUCCGCCAUGGCUAGCAGCAGUGGCGCCGGGUCGGCGGCAGCGGCAGCGAAUCUGAAUGCGGUGAGGGAGACCAUGGACAUCCUACUUGAGAUUUCAAGAAUUUUGAAUACUGGAUUAGAUAUGGAAACUCUGUCUAUAUGUGUGCGGCUUUGUGAACAAGGAAUUAACCCAGAAGCUUUAUCAUCAGUUAUUAAGGAACUUCGCAAGGCCACAGAAGCCUUAAAGGCUGCUGAAAAUAUGACAAGCUGACUUUCUGAAGAAAUCCUGAUGGGCUCUGUCAAGCUGUGUAAGAAGAUUGAAGAUUGCGUUGUAGUCAAGAACACACAAUGAAAUCACUGCAUGUAGCAAUGUGGAAACAUUGUCUUUUUUAAAAGAAUUAUAAACCAUAGCUUUAUAAAUCAGUGGAAAGUGGCUUACAGAGAAAUCUAUCAGUUGUGUUUACAUCACAUCUUUUUUUUUUUUUUCUUUAACUGCUCUAAUGCUUUGGCAUUGUUGUGUUCAUAUUUAUGUAUUCCUAAUUUAUAGCUCUGAUAGCUUUAAUUUUCUAAGCAGUCUGUCCAUCAGAUGUGCACAUCUGCUGUGCCUGGGUGAACUAUAGUGGAACCCCUCAGCAGUAAUGUUAUAGUUAAGACUUGUUGACAUUUCCAUUAUAAACUUAAAUUUUGAAUUGUUUAUGCAAAAUAACUGUGGAUUUAUGUUGUAUUAGGCUGAAAGUUGACAGAAUUUCCGCUACCAUGUGUGGAUUUUUGAUUUAGAUUCAUUAUGCAUAUCAGAAUCUUGUUUUUUUAUAAGAACAUGGAAAACGUGUUGUUAAUCUGCUCUUUAACAAAAAAUAUUUCUUUUCUAAACAUAAAGUUUGAGUGGCAGUUAAUAGUGUGACCCAGAUCAUAUUAAUAUUGAUUGAAAAGUAAAACUUUCAGAAAACUUAGAUUUUAAAGGUAAUGACAGUGCUUAGCUUAGUAUUAUUUGUCAUUUGAUUCAUUUAAAUUUAGGGAAGAUAUUUAAUUUAGAAUGUUUUUCUAAGUUUUUAAUUCAUAAUGAAACAAUUCCAACAUGAAAAGUCUUUUUACUUUUGUUUAAUAAAAAUAAUUUGAGUACUUACUUAAUAAAAUACCUUGAGUGGUUAUCUGGUAAAUCACCAAACAGGUGGUGACAUUCAAUAAAGUUACUAUUUUCUGAAGGAAUAAAGAUUUCCAGUCAUUAAAGAAAAAAUAAUCACAUUUUCUGCAUCAGGAAUUCUGAAUAUGCCUUUCUAAGAUCAUUUUUGUGUGUCAUUAUUUUUACCCUGUAAGUUUUAACUAAUUGAAGUGAUGGUUCAAAAUAAAGUUUAGAAAACUUA